GAACUAAACUACAGGGUGUAUCCGCACGAGGGCGCGAUGACAGCUGUGGGAUUUGUUUGUUAUUGUCGUAUAAAAAAGGGGAAAACGCACAGAGAUGGGUUUUGGGCUGUGAAACUGAAGAAAAGUGGGAAAAUAAUGGUAUAGAUAUUAAGAACAAUUGUAGUUUUUUUUUGCACAAUAUCAACUCCAGUAGAACCAGUCCAAUAUCAAAGAAAGGUUAUGAAAUGGAUAAUUUUACAUCAGCACAAAGCGCAUCCAACAUUUGUCGUGGGUGUGGAGGCCAGAAUGCGAUAAAACCACUCUCCGUGUAUGGAAAUGUGUUUAAGUGGUGCACAUCUAUCAAUGUCUCCAGCUCCGAUGGACUACCCACCCGAAUAUGCAAUCGAUGCUGGGAGAUGUUAACGAUAUCGUACGAAUUCAAAGUGAUAUGCACGCGGACUGACCGACAAUGGCGAACGAAGAACAACAGCGACAUUCUGAUAGAGAGUUUUCCAGUGUUAGAAAAUGCCGUGACAGAUGAUUAUGAGCCAUUUGAGAUAGUAGACGAUGUGCAGUUAGAAGAAGUGGUGGAAGAAACAAUGUUGCCCGGUACUCCGAAAGAGCCUUUCGAUUGUUUGUACAAUACCAUACCGGAGAUAGCAGAGGGCAUUGCAAUAGAGGUAGAGGAAACCAAAGAAGGUGAAUUGUUUAAACCGGAGGACUUGUCGAACGUAGAAAGCUAUUCACUGCCAGAAUAUAAAACUACAUUGUUGAAGGUUGAUGAUUGCAAUCAAGUAAUCGACCAAGACGCCCGGGAAGAGGUUGAAGAGUUUGUGCUCGAAGACACGGUAGAAUAUCUGGAGGAUACGGGCAAGGAAAUGUGUCCGGCACAGGACAGCGCUCCGGAAACGCACAACGAGGAUUUAUCGAUUGAAGUCUUCAAAACCGAACCGAAAUUGCCCACCUCGCGUUCGGUACGGCAUUCUUGUCCGGACUGUGGCAAGCAAUUCUCGUCCAGAACUAACGUGGUACGGCACCAGCAUUCACACAGAGACUCAAAACCGUAUCAAUGCGACAUCUGCAAGAAAGAGUUCACGCAAAGCGGUACGCUGAAAACGCACCGAUACUCUCACUUCGACAUAAAACCGUUCGUGUGUAACGUGUGCGGCAAACGAUUUACGCAGAGCAAAUCAGUGAAACUUCACCUUCGUUGCCAUACCGGUGAAAAGCCAUACGCUUGUGAUAUGUGUAGUGCGGCAUUCCGGCAGAAGAAUGGACUGCAAAGGCACAUGAAGGUGCACGCACGGUGAGAGAAGGUGCAUAAUAGGGGAUGAACUUAAUUUAUUUGCGAUUAUUUACGACCACAAGACUAAUUACGAAGAGAUCUAAUAAAUUAUUAACGUACAAACCAA
Molecule: messenger RNA, 1391 nt
Organism: Anopheles coluzzii
Lineage: Eukaryota; Metazoa; Arthropoda; Insecta; Diptera; Culicidae
Product: zinc finger protein 234-like
Exons: 2
Coding region: 225-1289 (354 amino acids)
Biological process (GO): regulation of transcription by RNA polymerase II
Cellular component (GO): nucleus
Molecular function (GO): DNA-binding transcription factor activity; RNA polymerase II cis-regulatory region sequence-specific DNA binding; zinc ion binding
Source: RefSeq, a predicted model, not a curated record